Messenger RNA from Histoplasma capsulatum G186AR, 4283 nucleotides. RefSeq lists its product as uncharacterized. The record is from RefSeq and is a predicted model, not a curated record. The transcript is spliced from 2 exons. The coding region runs from base 1 to 3981 and encodes 1326 amino acids. Lineage: Eukaryota; Fungi; Ascomycota; Eurotiomycetes; Onygenales; Ajellomycetaceae.
AUGCAGUGCGAACAUUUUACCAAUUCGUUCGGUUCAAUAUCCGGCCGUCACGGCCGCAGCGUGAGCUUGACUGGCGAUACUCCCUUGCAGACGCAAAGCAUGCUGUCACCACCUCCAGUUAACCCAGAGCCCCAAUUUAUUGCUGCAACCGCUGCAGCCCAGAUUGUAUCCACAGACCAAAACCUCAAUGGUGUAAACCCAUCGGCUGGCACCAUUGGUGCUUCCGUCACCCGAUCGUCCCUUACUCUCCUUAACCGUUUCCUAGACAACCUACUUUUCAACAUCCUUGUGGCCGCCAAAUCUACGAAAUUGAAUGCCAUCAGACCAGCAUUGGCUGAAGUACUGAAACCAAGACUUGCAAAGGAGGUUGUUUCUGCAGCGGAUGAGGAACUAAGUGAAUACAUGGGUGGUGGAGAAGAUGAGGAGCUAUCUGACUUUCGUGGAGGCCGCGAGCCAGCUGGACAAUUUGAGCUCGAGAGGUCAUGGAAGCUUACUCGCUUGCGAUGCAUGGUAUACACCCGAUUGGGCGACAUGGAAGAGGAAGAUGAGGAAGAACAUCUACGUCGAGAGGGGCUAAGUGAGACGAAUGUUGGUCCGGCACGCUUUUCCAAUUAUAUUGGCCACAUAACACCCGCCGCUGCCAUAUUUCUUACCUCAAUUCUGGAGUAUAUCGGUGAACACUCGUUAAUAAUUGCUGGCGACGCGGCGUCUGCUCGAAUGAGAUCAGGAAGGUCCAGCAGAUCCCGGGACGAAAAUUCCGAUGCGCCAGAUGUCGAGAUAUUAGUAGUCGAGGAUAUGGACAUGGAGAAGCUAGCACUUAACCCUACACUUGGCCGGCUGUGGCGUAUGUGGAGGAAAAAUGUAAGGACUCCCAUGCUCUCCAGAACGCUUUCGAGAGAAUCUAUGUCGCGGCGGGGUCUUCUUCCUCUGAGAGGCACCAGUAGAGCAAGCAGUAUCGCAACAAUAGAAGAGCCACCCGCCAUCCAAGCACUCCAGAAGACGGGCGCGACUGCACUGGGGGAAGAUUUAAAUCCGGCAGAUAUACCCAUCCCGGUCUCCGAAAAUGACGUGGAUGAAAUUGAAGUCCCUGGAUUUACUACCGAACUCUCAAUAGCCAUUCAAGCACGGUCAUUACGCCCUCGAAGCCUCCUUAUUUCCGGAUCUGAUUACGCCUCCACAUCGUGCCGAUCAACCUCAAACUCAACGGGGCUGCGAGGCAAUAUAAGUCAUUCUCGCUCCAAGUCAUUGCCAUCCUCGCCAUCCCAACGGCUGCAGUCAGAUGGGUAUUUUCACUUUGGCCUCAACUCGGGCGUCGGUUCUGUUAAAGAUGAACAGAAUCAUCUGGAGACGAUGAUUGAAGAUGACGAGCUCACCGACAAACCUUCGGGAACAAAAUCUAGUCCACCUGAAAUCCCUCCUCGUAGUAAACAGCGCCAAGACGCCGCAGAUAUUGAAUGCGAUGCUGAAAGCAGUGGCCAUUCUGAAAUCUUGACCUCUGCAUCCACUGAUCAGCUGCAUCGUCCAAAAUCACCAAAUGGAAUACUCAAUGCGAAGCUUCAAUCGCAAAGGGGCCAAGAACAGCCUGCUCGCCAAGGUCUCGAAAGUGAAAAUAACCAUCCUCCUGGAUUUUCCAAACACGCACAUGAUGAUACGAAUAGUGAAAAUCUUCACACCAAACAAGGGCUUCAAUAUCAAAAUAGAGACCAUAUCGUCAAAAUCGGUCGGAAACACCACGCCCCGGUACCCAUAGUUUCCGAGGAUGAUGACUCCAGUCCUUCGGACCAAUCCAAUAUCGGACAAGGUCAUGCGCACUACGUUUCUUCUCAAGAUUCAAUCGUGGAAACAUCCUUUGUUGCCGAAACAAACAGAGCUUCAUUCCUGCCCUCUCGACUCAGUCCACAUCAGGAGGUUGUCGACAGCUCAAGCAGCAGCCCUAAUCAAGAUUCUCCACAUUCGUUUUCGGGCCACCGGUCGAUUAACACAAGCCAAAACGGACAAACUCUUUCCCGAAGUAAUUCGCGGAGACAUACCAAAACUUCUAACGGCGGGAAUAUAACCCCUCGCUACACACCGAAUUCCGCUGUUUCGGUGGGGUCUGAGCGGGCCGCAGUCCAGCGUGUUUCUCCUCCUCCCCCUGCAACUCCUCGUGAUUCAAGUUCCAAACCUCGCCGCUCUCUGAGCAUCGGCAGCCAUCGGGAUAAGCGGCCGAUAACUUCAGGAUCCGCUACCUCACAGGUUUCCAGUAAACUGUUAAAGGGCCUGGUAGGACGGCAGCCCAAUGACCACGAUUCAAGGAUUCCUUUUCCAAUACGCACUUCUACAGACACAAACUCAACUCUGUCUAAAUUUGCAGAAACUGUUGCGGACCCUUCUAACUUGGACCAACUGAUUCAAAGUGACGAAACUAUACAUUUCACUCUUACCCCGCGAAACAUGAGAGAGAUGGAGGAUUCAAAUUCUCCGAGAUGGGAAACCAUGCGAAGUGAUGCAACCGACACGGACGAAUUUGUGAAAAAGACUAGUGCCACUGGUGAGGCACAAUCGGACGGUAGAAGACCAAGCGUUUCUUCCUCCAAAUUGAAUGGGCUGCGCAUACACUCUCCGUCUACUGCUUCACCUAACAAGUCCACGUUUGUAGAGUCUUCUGUUGUAAAAUCGAACCGGCCCCAGUCAUCUAUUCACAAAUCCGCUACACCGCAAGCACGGGAUCCUAGAGUAGAAAGAGAAUCCCUGAGGGACCUUUCGGAAUUUAUUAGAUCAACUGGGCCUGAUCAAACCCCAGCAGCUCCAAUAAAUCAUUCAAAGCGUACUACCAGUUUAAUUAACAGCAACAGUGGACAGACUACCCGGAAGUUGAGUUUGAGUGGCAGCGGGACUUCAUCAAUGACAUCGUCUCGCGCCUCACACACUCUUACCAAAGAAAUGCCAAAAAGGACAGCUCCGCGCUUAGAAGCUAGGCCAGCGGUAACGCCAAAGGACAAUGGCACGUCAGAUCUGAUCGAUUUUAUAAGAGAAGGGCCACAAGACGGCUUGCAUCGAAUUCCCAGGACGGUCGCUCCUUUUCGUACAACAAUGGAUUCGGAUGAAUUCCUGCUGAACCCUGGCCGUGCUCAUCGUGAUCCCGGAAAACAAAGCUACGCUCCAAGCUCGCAUACAGACUCAGCCACGACGAAAUCCGGCCCUUCCUCCUUCAACUCGCGCACCGGCUUGCUCGAUUCCACAAACCGUGCCAACAUUCGAACACAGCCCAGCUCACCAGCUCCAGGCGGCGCCCUGGAUACUGGAGAACGUGCUAUGCCACCCAGAAAGCAGCGACGAGUGAAAGAUCCCUAUGCCAUCGAUUUCGAUAGUGACGAUGAUGAUUUUGAAACCGAACUCCUGUCUGGAGGCCUGAAAGCCCAUAAAGAGGAGGAAGAGAGCUUAGCUGACUUCCUACGCAACGCUCCUCCACCCCCUGAUCUUGACCAAGCCCCCCAGCUUCUAUCCGUCAAUAUGAAUGCGACAAAUAAGCCGAAAAUGAAGAGUUCGACAUCCAUGAGAACACGGCUAAUGCGCGCUACGUCUGUGGACAAAAUCCCAUCGACUAAACUAUCGCGAUCAUCUCUCCGUUCCUAUAAAUCAAACGCCACUACCGUCUCGUCCCCAGUAGGCCCUGCGGUCUCGAUUCCGGAGACAACUCGGCUCAAAGUCUCUCGCUCGAAUUCUCAUAUCAAAGGGAGUUAUUCGCCACAGUCGUCUUAUAGAGCUCGUGCCAAUACUCAAUCAAACGGCGGAAUGAAUGGAGUUCAACGCUCGCAGAGAAGUCCUCCCAGAGGCUAUCAAACUUCGACAGCGGAGUUGGCAGACUUCUUAAAGAAUACCGGACCGCCUGAGCCAGUAGCUCGGCCGGGUUCCCGGUCAUCAUUCAGCGAGGAAAGGGAGAAGGGGAACGGCGGCUCCUUUACUAGGAUGUUUUCGCGGAUGAAGAAACAGACGGUGUAAACUCUUUCUUUCUCUUCUAUGAUCUAUCUUUCCUUGUUUCUUUAUUUUAAGAGUUGAUAUUGGACCCAUUUCAAUGCCAUUCAUGUAUAGCUAUUAUGUUGGUCAGUUUCCUCCUAUUUUUGUAAAUUCGGAUAUUCACACCGUUUGUCUUUUUCUCCGAAAGCGUGAUUUUGAGCACAUCAAAACGCCCUACCUUUCGGCGAAGAGGACGAUCUAUUCUGAAUAAUGUCUCCCUGUACCUAUCUUGUGUUGCUCUUCUACUCUACGACUUUUAUUUGGUCACUUGCCUUGAUCAUUUGUUC